Molecule: messenger RNA, 972 nt
Organism: Camellia sinensis
Lineage: Eukaryota; Viridiplantae; Streptophyta; Magnoliopsida; Ericales; Theaceae
Source: RefSeq, a predicted model, not a curated record
AUGCUCGGUGAUCCAUUACUUCGCAAUCGAAGACUCUAUUGUUCUUACCAUAAGGACUACGAACAUCUCACAAAAGACUGCAAAGCGCUAAAGCAAUUCUUGGAGGAAUUGGUGCAAAGCAGACAUCUACGAUCUUAUCUUGACUCAUCCACAAAUCGAAAGGAUAAUACCAGGGACAAAGCUGGGAAAACACAACCCACUAUAACUAUCAAUAUGAUUUAUUCGAUUCCAACAAAAAGGCGUAUAAGCCGGGAAGCAGCGCCAACACUCCGAAGAGAAAUUAUGUCCCUAUUAGAGGUGGUUGCAAAAAGGGUUUGUUCAUCAACAAAGAUUUAUUUCUCUAAUGAGGAUCUGACAUGGGUCCAUCAUCCCUAUAAUGACGCAUUGGUAGUAACAGUACAAAUUAGGGAAUUUGAUGUCGAAAGGAUAUUGAUUGACCAAGGCAGUUCAAUAGAAAUCAUAUACUAUGGACUCUUUAAAAAACUAGGGUUGUCUCAUGAAGCCCUACUCAAUGUGGAAUCCCCACUCUAUGGCUUCAACUCGAGCCCAAUAUUCCCUUUAGGACACAUCUUCCUGCAAGUCAAGGCCGGAGAAACAAUCCACCAAGUCGAGUUUCAGGUGGUCAGCGUGCCAUCUACUUAUAAUGUCAUAAUGGGUAAAACUUGGCUCCACCAAAUGGAAGUUGUUCCAUCUACCUUCCACCAGGUUUUACACUUCCCAGAAGCUAACACUGUCAGGACCAUUCAAGGGGACCAGGCGAUGGCAAAGCGAUAUAUGGCAGUUUCUUUAACUCGGCCACUAGAAGUUCAGACAAAUGAUUCAGGAGAGGAAGUUGAACCCCAGAUUGGAGCUAAGAGUGCCGAAAAACUCGAAAAAAUACCAAUUGAUCCUGAAGAUGAAGACAUGUUCUUCCUCAUAGAUAAAAAUCUCACCCUAGAAGAAAAAAGUCAACUGGUGGAUUUCCUACUGUGA